Molecule: messenger RNA, 976 nt
Organism: Metschnikowia bicuspidata var. bicuspidata NRRL YB-4993
Lineage: Eukaryota; Fungi; Ascomycota; Pichiomycetes; Serinales; Metschnikowiaceae
Exons: 1
Coding region: 22-879 (285 amino acids)
Molecular function (GO): FMN binding
Source: RefSeq, a predicted model, not a curated record
GGUGUAUUGAAAAAAGCAAUUAUGACUCAAGCAAAAGCUGGGCUUGAGAGCAAAGUGAACAGAAACCCCCAUCCGGACUUCGCAAGAGUCGAAAGGCAAAGACCUUCCUUCGAUAAGUCCAAGAAAUGGCAGUAUACUCAAAUUCCUGAUGUUGAAUGGAAACCUGGAUCCGGUGCAAACUCUGAUGAGUGGAAGAAUUACAAGAAGAUAUCGAUUGACCCCUAUCAAGAAGGACGAUCACCCGUUGAUAAUUAUAAAACCCUUAUUUCGGCCGUUGUGCCAAGGCCCAUUGGUUUUGUGUCCACUAUCGGAGAAAACGGAAAGAAGAAUCUAGCUCCCUUCUCCUACUUCACUGUGGUGAACCAUGACCCUCCAAUUUUCACACUUGGUUUUUCUGGGGGCAAAGGGAGCCACAAGGAUACCUGCAAAAAUAUAUUGGAGACCGAAGAAUUGACCAUCAAUAUUAUCAGCGAGUGGUUUGUGGAAGCAGCAAACUUCACUUCGAUCAAUAGUCCCCUUGGAACAGACGAAUGGAAAUUGAGUGGAUUGACCCCAUUGGAGUCUCAGAAGGUUAAGCCGCCCCAUGUUGCUGAAAGCGCCUUUAGUAUUGAGGCUAAAUUGGUUCACUCACACGAAUGGGAGUCAAAAGCUGAUCCUGGGAAAGCCACAGGUACAUUGUGCAUUGUGGAAGGUGUAAAUUUCCACGCAAGAGAAGAUGUAAUCAAUGAGGACAUGAACAUCUUGGACAUAGCCAAAUUGAAACCCGUGGCCCGUUUAGGUGGCAUCACUUAUAGCCGUACCCUAGAUGGGUACGAGAGAUUGCGGCCUGAUUUCCAAAAGGAAGUGGAAGAGGUGGAUGAAGUCAAUAACCUAUUGUAGCUUGUCUGAGUUCAUGAGAAUUUUAUAGAAUAUCCAUAGAAAGUGAAUAAAAGAGCUUUAUCAUAUGGGAACGUAUAAUCUGCGAAUCAGUCAUGAU